Lottia gigantea (owl limpet) is the source of this 351-nucleotide messenger RNA. RefSeq lists its product as hypothetical. The record is from RefSeq and is a predicted model, not a curated record. The transcript is spliced from 2 exons. Bases 1 to 351 code for a protein of 116 amino acids. Lineage: Eukaryota; Metazoa; Mollusca; Gastropoda; Lottiidae.
AUGGCUGCCUCAAAUCACCAAUCUGUGACGACAGUUGAUAUCCAUCAGGUUUCGAAUGAAAACUGCACCCAACCGUCACGAAAUAGACUCCAUAGUGCAAAGAGAAGUGAUGACAACGAAAGUAUGGUAUACGACGAUAGAAAGCGAGAAACAACAAUUAGGAAGAUGUUAUUGACACGUUUGAAAGAAGAAAUGGAUAAUUUAGAAAGAACAGUAACAGCAGGGGUCGGUGAAAAACUUUCAAAAGGUUUAGAAAAGGAAAUUAUGGAAGUACGGACAGAAUUUAAUGACAAGUUAGCUGCUAUUGAGAAUAACUUAGCAACGCACCAAGAAGUGACUAGUCGUCACUGA